AUGUCGUCCGCUCUCCGUUGCCGUCAACUGCAGCGCCAGAUCCUCUCCUGCGAACGACGUCUCCUCCUCCACAGCUUCCGGCCUCACUGUCCCACGCAUCGACCUCCAAUCACCCUCGCCCGUCUUCAAUACCCCCGCCAUGCCUCCCACCAAUCCCAAACCUCCACAAAGAAUACUCAGAACCAAAAGUCAAAAUCGACACCGUCUAAAUACCCACCUAUAAAACCGGAUCCUCACAAGAUCUGGCUCCGUGAGCAAGCUCACCUUGCGAAUCCUCGGCCGACCUUCGAUCCUAAAGGCAAAUACAAAUUCAAAUUAACCGGUGAAUCACUGUAUCAAAAGCAAAGACGGGUGGAUAAACAGGUCGCAACUGCAUUAUUUCUCUUCAUAGGCAUCAUUGUUGUCACGCAGAUAUGGUUACCUAGGAAUCCAAAGUUCCCGGGUGGUUAUAAACUCGAUAACGAUUCUGCGGUCUCAGAUGAGGAUAAGAAGAAAUUCGAAGACGCGGUGAAAGGUGGGAAUGUGGUUAUAAAGGAAGCUACAAAUGUAGGAGAUACAGUGGAGACAGUACCCAGCGGUUCUAAGAAUGUAAGCCCGCUUCCGAAGCAGAUUUACCUGCCAGCGGCACCAAUAGGCGACGACCAAGUGCUAGAGGAGUAUACCCUCCUUGGUAACGGUGUCCGUUCCGUCUCCUUCCUCGGCAUCCAAGUCUACGUCAUGGCCUUCUAUGUCGCCACUUCUUCCCUUCCAAAUCUUCAAAAACAUCUCCUACACACCCUCGACGUCCCAUCAACAGCCACAACAGCCACAUUACCGGAACGAGAAGCUUUAAAAGCCAAACUCCUCUCCGACAAAGGUAGCGUCGAGUUCUUCUCCGCCUUCCUAGACACCCGAGAGGGCAAUGGUGUAAGAACGGCGAUUAGAGUCGUACCGACAAGAAGCACAGAUUACCCACAUCUCCGCGAUGGUUGGGUUCGUGGUAUUCAAGGGAAAACCACUAUUAACCCAGAAAUUUACGAUGACGAUGCAUUCGUAGACUCAAUCGGAAGGUUUAAAGCAAUCUUUGGGGGUAGGAAGGCAGUACCCAAGGGCCGAGCCUUGAUCCUCUUACGUGAUGAAAACGGGGCUUUAUUCGCCUAUGGACCCGACGAAGCAGUUAAGGACAAGGAAUUGAAGCUGCUUAGUGAGGGUGCAAAGAAGAAGGAAAGCAUGCAUGGGCUAAAAAUGUUGGGAGUCAUGGAUGACCCGAGAGUUGCGAGAGCACUCUGGCUGUGUUACUUCGCCGGGAAGAAGGUGGCGAGUGAAGGUGCAAGGAGCAGUGUAGUAGAUGGGUUGGUGGAAGUUGUCAGCAGGCCGGUAGGGAGUACCGAGGGGAAAGUGGUUUAA
Orbilia oligospora ATCC 24927 is the source of this 1386-nucleotide messenger RNA. RefSeq lists its product as uncharacterized. Bases 1 to 1386 code for a protein of 461 amino acids. The transcript has a single exon. Lineage: Eukaryota; Fungi; Ascomycota; Orbiliomycetes; Orbiliales; Orbiliaceae. The record is from RefSeq and is a predicted model, not a curated record. Gene Ontology annotation, molecular function: intramolecular lyase activity.